AUGGCGUCCACUUCCACUUCCUCUCACAUUCCCGGCCAACGCCACGAACGGAUAAUGGAUUCUCCUCGACCCAACACCACCACCCCCGACCCGGAGACGUCCAUGUCGCAGAAGAUGUUAUCCGCCGUUACUGGCAGCGUUUUUACAUCUCUUCUCGUCACUCCCCUCGAUGUCGUCCGCGUGCGACUGCAAGCGCAACCCCGCCGUCCGUCUCCCUCGUCCGCCCUGCCCUCGUUCAUCCAACUCCCUCCCAAUCUCGGCGUCACGGCGUGUUGUCGCGAGGUCUUUUGGGUGCAGAAUCAAUCCCAGUUCUGCGUCGCAUCUCCCCCUCCGCCUUCAUCCGCUUCCUCCUCCGCUUCCUCCCUCCUCGCCUCGUCCGCUGCACAUUCCGCCCAAUCCACCGCUUCUGACUGUGCGGCAGAGGAAAGUCAACGGAGAACCUUCAAUUCCACCCUCGACGGAUUGAGGAAGAUUGCGCGGAAUGAAGGAAUCUUGACGCUAUGGAGAGGUCUAUCGCCCACCCUCAUGAUGGCCGUGCCGGGAAAUGUCAUCUACUUUGCGGGAUACGAUUGGCUGCGRACGAGUAAGUUAAGUCCCAUCGAGGGACGGGUGAGCGAUGUAUACGCUCCCUUGGCCGCUGGUUCUCUUGCCCGCGUCUUGGCCGCCAUAGUCGUCAGCCCGAUCGAAAUGCUCCGAACGCGAAUGCAGGCCCACCAGACCAAGGAGAAGAAUGUGAUGAGAGCGACGAUGGUGGAAUUGCGGGACAUGGUCGGCACACAGGGUUACACCUCCCUCUGGCGCGGUCUAACCCUCACCUUUUGGAGAGACGUGCCCUUCUCUGCCCUUUAUUGGUGGGGCUACGAGUUUGGGCGAGAACGUCUCCAUGAACAGCGUCGGCGAAGAGGUAGCAUGGCGGGAAGGGAACUUGGCACAAAGGAACUCUUGACCGAUUCCUUCAUCGCCGGCGCUUCCUCGGGUCUGAUUGCCGCGCUGGUCACGACACCAUUUGAUGUGGGCAAGACGAGGCAACAGACGGUCGUCAGCUCCAACAUGUCGCUCGAGCAAAAACGCGCCCUCCCCGAGAGUCGCACGAUGCCACGCUUCUUGUGGCACAUCUAUCGAAACGAGGGCAUGAGUGGCUUGUUCAAGGGCUGGGCUGCGAGAUGCUUAAAGGUCGCUCCCGCCUGUGCCAUUAUGAUCAGCAGUUAUGAAAUUGGCAAGAAGAUGGCCGUCAAGGUUAACGAGAAGGAAGACUGA
Molecule: messenger RNA, 1257 nt
Organism: Ramularia collo-cygni
Lineage: Eukaryota; Fungi; Ascomycota; Dothideomycetes; Mycosphaerellales; Mycosphaerellaceae
Product: related to solute carrier family 25 member 39
Exons: 2
Coding region: 1-1257 (418 amino acids)
Biological process (GO): mitochondrial transmembrane transport
Source: RefSeq, a predicted model, not a curated record